AUGCUGAGUCUCACGCUUAUACUGCUCGGUGCGACGAGCAUUCUAGCCGCCCCUUCAGCAGUUGUCGACUUAUACGAAGUUAAUGAAAUCCCAGCCCUCGCUGACAACGGCAGACCAAGCUCCUUCAUCGAGAACGCUUUCGACGUCGCUACCGAUGGCGGCGAGACAAACAUAUACAUCUUGUCACUGCGGCAAGUCCUCCAGGACCUGGCCAACCUCUCUGAUACCAACAGCCAAGCUCUGGCUGUAAGUCAAGCCUUGGCAAUCCUAGGAGAGCUGGCUUACGGGAGCCCUGGUGAUAGCUGUUCCGCUGCUUCUCUCAUCAACGCCUACGUCAAUGGCAACAAAGCUGAGAUUCGCAACGCGCUCGUCAACUACGCCCAAAACCUGGCGGGCAACAUCGACGCCAUCGUGCAGCUGAUCCAAAACCCAAGCUCCAUCCGUUACUCUACCGGAAGACGUGGUAACUGCGCUGGAGGUGGCAGAAGCUACCAAUUCGAGGCUGCUUGGGACGCCGUCUUGACCAGCGUCAAUCCAUACCAAGCUAGUUUGGUCAACGAGGAGUACUGCGCCAGUAAAAGGCUGUACAACGCCUUCAACGUGCGUAGCAACAACGUAGGCGCGGCGGCCACCGCUUCCUCCUUGCCCCCAGUUGUCCAGAUCGUACAGAGCGCUUAUGGCGCACUGUCUAACUUGCUGAGAUCAGUCGCUUACAACGGCAACGUAGCCGGCGCCGGUGCCGCAGCCAAGGCCGGUCUCAUCCAAGCUCUGUCCAGCGUCAAUAUC
Molecule: messenger RNA, 786 nt
Organism: Iphiclides podalirius (scarce swallowtail)
Lineage: Eukaryota; Metazoa; Arthropoda; Insecta; Lepidoptera; Papilionidae
Source: the annotation of a GenBank genome assembly